UUACAAAAAAAUGUGACUAGAGUGAAUGCCGAUAAUUCCAUUAAUAGUUUGAAUUCUCUGUCUCAUGGCUAACGCGUGGAUAUUUGUAAUUGCCUUAUUCCAUUUUGUAAAUGCACAGCCUUUUAGAGAUUGUGGAUCAAAAAUUGGAUCAUUGAUUUCAUUAACUGUAACACCAUGUGAUAAAACCCCUUGCGCGUUAUAUAAAGGUCAUAAUUCAACAAUUACAAUAGAAUUCAGUACAAGCGAAACGGUUAAAAAUGGUCGUAUCUCUGUACAUGGAGUACUUGCUCAUGUACCAGUCCCAUUUCCCCUUGAUAAUUCAGAUCUGUGUCAGUUCGUCAGUCCAACAUGUCCUCUGAUCAAAUCUAUACCAAAGUACACACAUACAUACACAAUGUUUGUUAAAACCAGCUAUCCAUCGGCCUUCGACAGAGUUGACCGCGAAGUAAUUUGGAGACUACUUCAACACUAUGGCGUGCAGUGCCCCAAAUCUUUAUCAGCCUCAUUCAACAGCUGGCUAUAUGACAAUGCCUGCCACGAGUUAGGUGAUCCACAACGAAAAACUCAGCGAAGCCUUUGAAAUGAAGACAGGGGUAAGACAAGGCUGCCUACAAUCACCGAUGAUAUUCCUAAUUGUGAUGGACUGGAAUAAUGUGUCAGACUGUGAAUGGGGAGUGCGAAUACAUGAAUACAUUGAGGCGCUAAGAAAACGUGGACUUCAUGGAUGAUAUGUCUAGUGUCACAUAAACUCGAAGACUCAAUAUCAACGGAAGACACUUGAAAGAGGUCACUUCCUUCAAUUAUCUAGGAAGCAUCGUUUCGACUACAGGUAGGUAGCAUGGAUGAGGAUGUCAAAGUUAGCCAGGAUCGAAAAUGCAAAGCAGACAGAUCUUUGUCACUCUUAAAUCAGUUUGGAAAUCUUCUGCAGUCCGUAACAUAAGGGACAGGAUUCGGAUUUGCAAAACCAAUGUCAAUGUCGGUGAGAAACUUGGCGCGAGUGGCACAAAAAGAAUUUCCAUUUGGUUGCAGACUUUUAUCAACAGCCGCCUUUACUGGCUCAAUACUGAAGAUCAGAUGACCGGCAGGCCAGAAAGUAUUAUCAACAAGAAACUAUGGGAACAAGCCAAUCAAGAACCUGUUGGUCAAUAAAGAUGCCGAAGGAAAUAGAGAUGGAUCGGACACACUCUCCGGAGAUUGUUGAGUGAAAUCACCCGCCAGGACAUCUGUCAAACGGGGCAUCCGAGAGUGACAUGGAGAAGAUUGUGAGAGGAGGAGAUGGAAGCCUAUGGACAAUCGUAGAGCCGGCCAAAGAGGACCACAUAGAACUUUACAGAGUGGGGAUGUGCUGUUGAAGCCCUAUGUUCCACUCGAAACCAAAGGGAACAAUAUGUAUAUAUUAUCAAGCAGAUCAGCAUAUUCCAGUCUGAGUGAUUUUGGUUGCUUUCAAAAGAAACUGUGAUGAUGUACGUUUUACCUCGACUUGUGUAAGUUGAUAAUUUGAUUCUAUAAAUGUAUGCAGAUGUUUUAUUAACUGUUAAAUAUAUGUUUACAUUUUUCCAGAUUAGUUUAACCGUUAGAUGGGAGUUGAAGAACAGUUCAGAUGAAGAUAUAGUCUGUGUUGAAUUCCCCGCUCAACUCAUAUAAAAUAACAGCAUACAGCUGAUGUAACGGUAGAUACACUUGUGUGACAGUGUGUGUACUUGUGUGUGUGUGUGUUUAUUUGCAUGAAAUAUCUCGAAAUCUCAAUAUAAUUCAACUGAAUCUCUAAAUUCUUUCCUUUUACUUCAUGAAAAUAACUUUGUCCUACUGAUUCAUUUCUUUUCCAUUCUCUGAUCAGAAAUCUCUAUUGAAUUUACCAUAUAUACAUAUAUUUUUAAUAUACUGUCUCACUAUUUUUAUUGUAUUAUAAAAGAAAAAUAAAUAAAUAGAUGGACAUCUAAUGAUUCGAACAA
This is a messenger RNA of Trichobilharzia szidati, 1952 nucleotides long. The record is from the annotation of a GenBank genome assembly. NCBI's taxonomy places the organism in Eukaryota, Metazoa, Platyhelminthes, Trematoda, Strigeidida, Schistosomatidae.